Molecule: messenger RNA, 1009 nt
Organism: Vigna umbellata (rice bean)
Lineage: Eukaryota; Viridiplantae; Streptophyta; Magnoliopsida; Fabales; Fabaceae
Source: RefSeq, a predicted model, not a curated record
AAACAUAAUCCAUUUUCCUAACUUCUCAAUUGCACCAUUGCACGAAGCGAGUGUAGAGACGUUAGCCACGAUGUUCCUACCAUAAGAGAGAAAGAUGCAAACGUUACAAAUGAGUCUGUUGACACAACCUUACGUUCAGCCUCGUUUCCCUUGCAAGCGCUACCCGACCUUCUCCGCAUCCUGCAGAACUCAAAAGACAGCGACCGCGAAAACAGAGAAGGUGCUUUUCAGUGAGUCAUUUGAUCAAACACGUUGCGCGCAGCCUCUCUCUGAAAAGAAGAAGAGGGUGUUCUUUUUGGACGUUAACCCGCUCUGUUACGAAGGAAGCAAGCCCAGCUUGCACUCCUUCGGGCGGUGGCUCUCUCUGUUUCUCUAUCAAGUCAGCCUCACUGACCCCGUCAUUGCUGUUAUUGAUGGAGAAGGAGGCAGCGAGCAUCGCAGAAAGUUGCUACCUUCAUAUAAAGCACAUAGGAAAAAGUUCAUGAGACACAUGUCAAGUGGCCAUGUUGGGAGGUCUCAUCAAGUUAUAAAUGAUGUUCUUGGAAAAUGCAACGUGCCAGUGAGUUGCUGUGUCAUUGCUAUUAUAAAAUGAUGUACUUGUCUAUAAUUUUAUUUUUUGACGAGUAAUGUGCUUCAUUUUUAUGAUAUAUGAUUAAUGCUGCUAAAACUUACAUUGAAAGUGAUGCAUGCUUGACUUCCUACUAGUUCAAAAUUAGUUAUUCUCCCAAUCCACAAAUCUAAUUCGGAACCCCAAGUUUAACAGAAAAGUUAUGUUUAAUUCUUCGAUGUAUUCCAUUUGGGAGGGUUUUCAAGUAAACAACUGUAUCUUUACCAAAUUUCUAUACUAUUUUAACAUAAAAAAGAGUUUUUUUAAAUCUUAAACGUAUCACUAGUUUCUGGGUAUGUAGAUGAGUUUGCAGAACAGAAAUCUGUUGUAAGGCCAUUAGAAACAUAAACAUACACAGGCUACAAAUUUGGAUGUGCUUGGCAGGGAAAUUGUUGAAUGAUG